Molecule: messenger RNA, 2282 nt
Organism: Brachypodium distachyon (stiff brome)
Lineage: Eukaryota; Viridiplantae; Streptophyta; Magnoliopsida; Poales; Poaceae
Product: acylamino-acid-releasing enzyme
Exons: 18
Coding region: 74-2095 (673 amino acids)
Biological process (GO): proteolysis
Molecular function (GO): serine-type peptidase activity
Source: RefSeq, a predicted model, not a curated record
UCAAAGUCGCCGAUUGCCCACUGCCCCACUGCUCUGCCGCUCGCCAAAUCCAGCGCACGCCCGGACGGCCGCGAUGCACCCGCAUGCCACGGGGGUCGAGAAGGCGGCCACGCCGUACGGGUCCUGGGAGUCACCGAUCAGCGCCGCCGCCGUCUCCGCCGCCGGGAAGGCCGUUGAGGGGCUGGCCGUCGCCGGCGACGGCCGGCUCUUAUGGGUCGAGACGCGUCCCGAGGAAGGAGGGCGAGCGGUUCUUGUGAAGGAAGGGGCGGAGGCAAACGGCGGAAAUUUUGAUGUGACGCCGCAGGAGUUUGCGGUGCGGUCCCUGGCGCAGGAGUACGGCUGUGGCGCCUUCGCUGCGGAAGGCGAUGUUGUUGUGUUCUCCAACUACAGCGACCAGCGCCUGUACAAGCAAACCAUAGGAGAUAACUCACCGCUACCUCUGACACCGGAUUAUGGUGGAUCACUAGUCCGCUAUGCGGAUGGUGUCUUUGAUCCUCACUUCAGUCGCUACAUCACGAUAAUGGAAGAUCACCGCCAGACGAGCUCAAAUCCUAUCAUAACAAUUGCUGCUGUGAGCACAGGAGCUGGAAAUGUUAAUGAACCAACUGUGCUGGUCAGUGGCAAUGACUUUUACGCCUUUCCACGCAUUGAUCCUACUGAGAAACGUAUGGCAUGGAUUGAAUGGAGUGACCCAAACAUGUCAUGGGAUAAAGCGCAACUAUGGGUUGGAUAUUUCUCCGGAAAAGGAGAGGUACAAAAACGUGUUUGUGUUGCUGGCGGAGACCCAAUGUUAGUAGAAUCUCCUACUGAACCCAAGUGGUCUUCAAAAGGUGAGCUGUUCUUCAUAACUGACCGACACAGUGGGUUUUGGAAUAUUUAUAAAUGGGAUGAGCAGAGCAAUGUGGUGGUGCAAGUGUACUCACUCGAUGCUGAAUUCUCAAAGCCAAUGUGGAUUUUUGGUGUCAGCUCCUAUGCUUUCCUCGUGAGCGAUGACAUGAGUCCGAAAAUAGUUUGCUGCUACAGACAGAAAGGGAAGUCAUAUCUUGGGUUACUGGACCAUGAAUCGGGGUCUUUUUCCAAGCUCGACCUUCCCUUCUCUGCUGUAACUAACAUAGUUUCUGGAGAUGGAUCCUUCUAUGUUGAGGGUGCGUCUGCCAGUCUUCCAGUAUCAAUAGCAAAGGUGACACUGAAUGAAAAGAGGACAAUGGCAACUGACUUCUCUAUAAUUUGGUCCUCCUCAGAGGAUGUUACGAAAUAUACAUCCUACUUUAGUUUGCCUGAAUUUAUGGAAUACCCAACUGUAAUCCCUGGCAAGCAUGCUUAUGCUUAUUUCUACGCCCCAUACAAUCAUGUUUUCCAAGGUUCAUCAGAUGAAAAACCUCCGUUGUUGGUCAGGACCCACGGUGGACCUACAGAUGAAGCACGUGGGGUUCUAGAUCUUGGUGUGCAAUACUGGACGAGCCGAGGAUGGGCACUUGUUGAUGUUAACUACGGCGGAAGUGCAGGCUAUGGGAGAGAGUAUCGAGAGAGGCUCUCAGGGCAAUGGGGUAUUGUUGAUGUAAAUGAUUGCUGCAGUUGUGCCACAUUUCUGGUGGAAACUGGAAGAGUAGACGGGCAACGACUUUGUGUAACAGGAGAAUCUGCUGGUGGAUUCACAACUUUAGCUUGUCUUGCUUUCAGACAGACAUUCAAGGCUGGUUCUUCGUUAUAUGGGAUUGCUGACUUGGCUUCAUUAAGGAAAGGCAUGCACAAGUUUGAGGCACACUAUAUUGACAACCUUGUGGGAAAUAAACAGGCUUACUUUGAGAGAUCACCAAUAAACUUCGUUGAAAGAUUUACAUGUCCAGUCAUUUUGUUUCAAGGAUUGGAAGACCCGGUUGUAUCACCAGAUCAGGCGACAAUAAUACAUAGGGCUAUAAAAGACAAAGGUCUUCCUGUUGCUUUGGUUGAGUAUGAAGGGGAACAGCAUGGCUUUCGCAAGGCCCAGAACAUCAAGUUUACCUUGGAGCAGCAGAUGAUGUUCUUCGCAAGAUUGGUGGGGCACUUCAAGGUGGCAGAUGACAUCACUCCAAUUAAGAUCGACAAUUUUGAUUAAUGCUCAUUUUAAUCGUUUCUUAGGGCAGCAAUAUAUACACUGACAUCCAUCAACUCUUCAUCUGAGAAACUUUGUUGUGACUUGAUACACCUCGCAGGUUGUAAUAUCACCCAACAUGGGUCGACUUGUAAUCUUCAUCUGAGAAACUUUGUCGAUUCUUUUCCACUUGUUUUUUCACCGCAUACCA